CGGCCAGAGGCAGGGCAUGUCGGGGACCAUGGAGGAGAACCAUACGGCAGAGGUCGAGAUGCUGCACUCGGUCAAGGUGGCACUCAAGGGGGCUGUCCUGGCCGUGGAGACCAUGGAGGCCGACCUGCGCAAGGUGGCGGCCAACAUGGACAAGCUAUCCGGGGCCAACGAGAGCAUGGGCACGAUCACCAGCGCGGUGGCCACUCCGCCGCAGCUGCAGCAGUAGCGCGGGCAUUUACUUCUUGCGCAUGAUGUCCGAGAAGCGCUUGACGUGGCGGAUAAAGUAGUCGCAGUAGCGGCGGGCGACCUUGGUGUCAGCGAUGGUCACCAUGUCACGCUCGAGGUAAAAGGUGACGUCCGAC
Thecamonas trahens ATCC 50062 is the source of this 362-nucleotide messenger RNA. RefSeq lists its product as uncharacterized. The record is from RefSeq and is a predicted model, not a curated record. Bases 17 to 226 code for a protein of 69 amino acids. The transcript has 2 exons. Lineage: Eukaryota; Apusomonadida; Apusomonadidae.